AUGUCGAACCGUUCCGACGACUCGUUAGAUCCGCUUUUCCACUACGAGCCGAGCUGUAUAGACGCCGAGGCGAGGGGUGCGAUGGAUUCUUCCGAGGCGUCUGCUUCGCCGAGCCGUUCUCACCGUUCAUCUGACGAGGCGUCAAAUGAUGAAAACCCAUCAGAUGUCGGCUCUCCGGAUGGCGAGCCGUCGGUUUCGACGAGCCGUCCCCAGGAUCCCGUUCCUAAAGAGGGCAUUAACCGAGCCGCGCUCAAGGCCGAGGAGGAGGCAUUUCCCUUUGAUCUUUUCGAGGCGAAGCUUGAGUUGGAACGCCUCCUGGCGUCCCGAGGUGCUUCCACAUCUGGGCGAGCUCCGAGACUCGAAGUGUUGAGGCAUCGCUUCGGAAUAUCCGAGGUGGUGGAGUUCGUUGUCCCAGAGAAAAGCAACCGCGCCGACAACCCUCCAGAGAAUCAUUUCACUCUGUACGAGGCGUUCUUCGAGCUUUGCUUCCUCUGGUUCCCAAUCCCCGAAGUGAUCCUCGAAUACCUUUGGAAACACGGGAUCUCGAUCGGGCAGAUUAUGCCGAGGGGACUGCGGCAUAUGAUCGGCAUUUUAGUCCGAAGCUUCGAAUGCGGUCUUGACUUUGAGCUGAACCACCUGCUGAACUUGCUGGAAAUCAGGAAGGCUCCGAAAGGAAACAGGUUCUAUAUUUCCAACAAGGCGAAACGACGGAUUAUCGGCGGUUUUCCCAGCAAGGACCAGCUCUGGACUGAAAGCUUCUUCUAUGUUUUAGUGAACGAGGCGUCGGUCGGCGAGGAUUACGUUUGCCGAACCAAGACCGCUUGGGGACCACUUGUUCGUUGCUAUCUUCCCCCGAUUCCCGACGAUCUGUUCACCGUUCGAGAUUCUCUUUCGGCGCGGAAAGUUAACUGGAGAAAGAAUUUCACCCUCGAGAGGGUAGAGAAGGCGCGAGCCAUUCUUGCAGGAGUUCCCGUCAGCUCUUCAUCCUCCAGUUCCUCCAGAGAUACCCGCGAAAAGAUGGUGAUCUUAACCCUCCGAGAAAGGAAGAGACGCAAACAGGAAGUAGCCGCUAGACAAACUGCCGAGGCAGCUCGGGCGCAGGCCGAGGUGGUUCCGGCGCAAGCCGAGGUGAUUUCGGCGCAAGCCGAGGCCACCCCUCAAACCGACCCGCCGAACCGUGAUGAGACGACCCGAGCUGCGGAGGGCGUCAGGGGGCGAUUCGGCGGUUCAGAACAAAGAGCCUUCGAACUCCACUAUUCUAGCCCUCCCGAAGUCGACGAGGCCCCCGACUUCCGUCGUGCAGAAACACGACCCGAGCCGAAACGUUCGGCUGCUGAUAAAGGGAAGGGGGUCGCAGUUGAGAGGGACGAGGCGUCCAAGAAGAGACGGAAGCCGACGCCCGGAGAAUCCGCCGCGCGCAAGUUGGUCGUCGAUGACCCCGACGCCUCCGCCAUAAUGUUCUCGCGUGUAAAUAACGCGAACACGCGUCUUCCUCCUCCGGAGAAGUUGAGGAGGCCGAGGUCAUACGGCGCAAUGGCGCAGCGCGGGACCAAGUUUGUCGCGGCCAUUAACGACCUAAUGGCCGAGUACGAGGCGGACCUGUCUAAGGUCGAACGUCGCUUGGCCGAGGCCAAAAUUGAGUCCGCAUCGUCGAAAACGAAGCUGGAAGAGGCUCAGACCGAAGCCGCGGCGGUAAAGGGGAAACUGGACGAGGCGACGGCCAGGGCGUCCAGGCUGGAAGAGGAGAAGAUCGUUCUGCGUGCAAACGUAGAUAAAGUCUCCGCCUCGGUCAUUCGCCUUGAGGAGGCGCGGAGAGCCAAAAGUGCCGAGGUGGCGAUGCUGAAGAGGCGUAUCGAGGCCAAGGAUGCCUUGUUUGAUGCUAAGGUCAAGAGGGCGAAAAAGGAGGCGAGGCGAGAGCUUACAGCGAAGUUUCAAGAACGCCUCGCCAAGGUGGAGGAGGGUCUGGUUCGGCUUGAAAAAGCCAAAAAUGACGAGAAUGAUCUGAGACAGAUCAAGGGCAAUCUGGCGAUGAUUGCCGACCUGAAGAAACCAGAUGCCCCGACGCUCGACGACGAGGAAGCAAAGCUGAAAAGCUGGGAGAGUGAGUAUGCCGACGAAGAGGCGUACGAGCGCAUUGCUUCCGAGAUUCGGGGCGAGCUGUACUAUUCCCCCAUAUCGCCGGACUCGGUCGACACCACCCUCGGGAACGAGCCGCUCGUAGAGACAGCGGCUAACUUAGGUGUGGUGGACCCGAACGGAUCGAACGCGGGCACGCCAGUCCUCUCGAACCUCUUCGCCGAACGUGAGACGCAGUCCGCGGCCUGA
Eutrema salsugineum is the source of this 2325-nucleotide messenger RNA. RefSeq lists its product as uncharacterized. The transcript has 5 exons. NCBI's taxonomy places the organism in Eukaryota, Viridiplantae, Streptophyta, Magnoliopsida, Brassicales, Brassicaceae. The record is from RefSeq and is a predicted model, not a curated record. Bases 1 to 2325 code for a protein of 774 amino acids.